GGUAUGCAAAUAAAGAGCAGAAGUAUCCAAGUACCGACUUACACCGCAAGCAGAAUCUUAGAAUGGUCAAAACGACGACUUUUUCCAGCAACACUUUGGGUAAAAGAGUAGUGAGAGGAAAGUGCAUUGGUGAGAUGGUUAGCUUUCAAUUUGUUGUAGGGAUAAUUUUGUCAACAUUUCUAAGUUACCAGUAAUGACAGACGUGAUGCGAUUGAAAGUAAAACAUUCAUCACGGAUUGUAAUUAAGUUUAUAAAAAUUUAGGUUUAAAUUAGAGGUUGUAGUUUUGAAGAAAGCCAAUCGUUAUUUUAUCUACACAAAGUUGAUUUAUGCCCUAAAUACAUUUUCAAAGUCUGCCGGUAAUUAAUGUUUUUAUCUGUUAUACUUGUAGGUAAGUGUAAAAAUGGCUACACCAUUUAUGCCGGGAUGGAUCUCUCAACCGGACAGUUUGUAGCCAUUGUUAAGUGGACUCUGAGGAGGAAGAAUUCUUUUAAAAUAUCCAAAUUUCAUGAUGAAAAGAGUGCCCUACUUUAUGAACAGGUAAGAAUAAUAUAAUAUGAUUUCACAGACAUGUUUAAAUUGCGCUGAAGAUAUUGAGGUGCUAUAACAAGUAAGUUAAUUCUUAUGUAUGAUAGCAUUUCAUCCGACAUAAUGUAGCAUUCUCAAGACUUUGAAUUAUUAUAUCCGGUCGACAAACGUCAAAUUGCUGACCAAAUUAAGUUCCGAUCACCAAGGUCCGGCACAUUUGAAUAACAGACAUGUCACGUGAUAUUGCAUGGGGAAACGUUCGAACCUAGCUAAAACAACGGCCUUCCCAAAUAGAGGUAAGAGAGGUUUCUGGUCUUGUUUCCUGCAUAAUGGCAAAGUUUGAAGGUUUGGGACUGGACCAAGAACGGUGCUCUCCUGGAGUGCAUGGCAAGGGGUGAAACUGAAAACUCGGUCUACUUUAGGAUUACUUCCGUUUGACCAAUCAGAAUUCAGAGUUCAUGAAUUGCAAGGGAGAUGAUAACAAAUUAUUUUUUUACAGAUAACUUUUCCCUUUUAUUACUCAUCUCACAAUGAAUUCUCGAAUCAUACUAGACAAGAGACUACUGCUUACUUACGGCUUCAACCCCACCUUGGGCAUUGUCCUUCUUUAACAGUUUUUCAUUCAUUUCGGCCUUGUGUUUUCCUUUCCACUUGAUUUCACUUUCAGAUGUAUCAAAUACUCUGUGUCUGCCUCUAGCUCGCGUCUCCAUGUAUUCUUUGCCCCCCCCCCCCCCCCCCCUGGAUUCCAUGUUAAGGCUUGUCAGGUGAUGUUAUUUUGGGGUUUACAACAAGUAUGCCCCAUCCACCUCCACUUUUCCCGGUGAUUUCUUCAGCUAUUGCCUCAUAUUAUGCCAUCUCAAGUAAGUGAUGAUUUUUGGCCAUGUUAUGUUUAGGAUCUUUCUAAUGCAAAUGUUCUUGAGGUCUGUACUUUCUGCGCAAUGCUAACUGUUGUUCUCAAAGUUUCGACUAGACAAAGACACAGACAGUUGGUGGUGUCAGUUGGUGGUGUCAUUUGGUGGUGUCAGUUGGUGGUGUCAGUUGGUAAGCUAAUCUUGCACCUUUAAUUUAAUUCAAUACUCAAGUUUAUUUAAACUUACUUUUUACCAAAUAAAGUUUAACGCACACUCUAAAGAUUCCCUACCACCAUUGUAUAAUAUUUAAAUUAGGCCUAAAUACUUUCAGUGACCGUCACCUAAAACAUAGAGUGAUUGUUUUUCUUGUUGCCAAUUUAUGGGGGCGGGGCGUGGGGUGGGGGACAUGGGGUGGACCAAAGCUAAUAAGGCUGAAAACUUUUUAAAGGUUCUUUGAUUCAUUCGUUGAGAUAAUAUCGUUUAGUUUCUUUGUUAAUAUAAAAUAAUAACCAGGCGGCAUCACAGAUUAUGGGCUUGGUCUUGACGUCAUUGGGCUUAUUUUCUUGGAUGAUUUCUAAAUCAACCUUCACAACCAACUAAAUAAAUAACCUAUAAGCAUUCGCUGUUGUCAUGUUAGAUCGAAAGCCAAAGCUUCAAUGAUUUUCAGUGAAGAGUUACUUCCCGCUUUGAUAUAUUUGACAAGAUAGAGCUAUAAAAGCUUUAUAUGAUAUUGAUCGCUCAAUAAUAAAACAUGUUUUAACAUGAGCCUUGCAUCUAUCAGGGGCCGAGAAAAGCCUGGUACACGUCACGUGCCUCUUUUAUCUCUCUCUUUUUUUUUGUCCCCUUCCCUCUUUUUUAAACACACCUUACACACCUUAUGCGCAAUAAUAUUUCUUCGAUCACUUUUAGCGGUUCCCAACUACGCCCCACCUCUUUUUUUAAAACUAUGUUUUAUACCAUUUUCUGUUUUUAAAUUUCAGGGCCGAAGAAAAUUGGGAGUGGGGGUGGGGGUGGACAUAUUUUUAUUAAUAUCUUCAAACCCAAUUAUGUUACAGAUUUGAACUUUGGUAAGGAGGAUUCAUUUUAAACGAAAUAAUCAUUAUGCUCUUUAAAUAUUUGGCUAUUUGGAAAUAUGCGUUAAACUUAUGGAGUUUAGAGUGUAUGGUCAUGGUCAAAGGGAGUGGAAAAUUAAAUGUUAGUGUAGUUAAGGAGCGUGGGGAAAGGUGUGGGGGUCACACCUAAAGGGGUUACCACCCCGGUGGUGCAUUUAUUAAUGUUUAUUAAAACUUAAUGUAAUAUGUGUGUGUGCGGAUGCGAUUUUUGACCUUUGACCCAGUGAGCAAUAGAUUUUGAAAAUUAAGGAAAUAUUGUCUUUAACCUUCUUCAAACCACAUUUCAAAGGGAGUUAAGAGGAUGUGUGUUUUUUUUGUUUUUGUUUUGUUACGUCGAUCACUACAGGCCUCUCUUUAAAUCCGAUGUUAUUAGUUACAUUCUUUAAAAAGACGUUAUCUUUUUUCUUUUAAAAUAAAUAAAUAUGUGUUGCAUCAAUACAUUGAAAACCAAUAAUUAAGUAAUACAAGUACAAAUCGUAUUUUUAGAUGUUGAGAUUUCGCAGUAAAAAUAGUCUAUAGAACGUGGCGCAAUGUGCUUUCUAUUUUUACCCAGGUAACACCAGGUCAUAUCUUUUAGUAUAUUUAUUUAUAUAUAUAUAUAUGCCCUAUAUAUAUAUAUAUAUAUAUAAGAAUGAGCAACUAUGAUUAUGUUUAAUAGGUGCUCAAAAUAAAAUUCCCAAUAGCUGCACUAAAAAUAAUGCCCAAAAACUGUAAGCGAAAAAUAAAAUCUCAUUAAAGAACUAAAUGGGAUUCUUUAAAACCCACCAAGUGCAUUUUGUUUCAUUUUACGGAAAUUGAAUCAAUUUAAUCAAGCCAAUCAAGCUCUCGACAUAUCUCUAAUAAUUCUCUCUCGGACUCAUAACCAGAAAGCCUAUAUGUUAAACACUCACAGUUUUCGACCAAGGGACCCAAACGUCAUUGAGAAAUGGACUUUCGCUUCAUGUAAUGUAACAGCUAACUUAACCUAUUUAUUAUUCAUUGCCUUGCAUCUUUCAACCAAUGCGCGCAUACGUCCAUGAGGGAUAUUUACUUAUUUAAUGAUAAAACAUUCACUCAUAAUUCCAUGACCUAGACACUACCCUUUUGUUUCAGUUUUAAAGUAGAAUCAACUACCAAAUUGCAGUAAUUUUAUUUUAGAAACUGUAUUCUUCAAACCCUUGGUUCUUACUUUUAAAUAGGUUUCAAAUGUUCAGGAAGAAAUAAAAGUAUUGCUGAAUUUGAAACACCCAAAUCUCAUUCCCUACUUGGCCUGGAGGCAAAGUUCACUUAAUGAGAAAAUCAUAUUACAAGUAAGUUAAUUUUAUUAUUUUUGUUUGAAUGUUAUUGUUGUUGUAGUAAUUGCCUACAUCACCACUGUAAAAUAAAUAAUUACUUUUAGGAGGUUGGAAGGCAUGAUCGCGAUAUAUUAAUGUUUUACAACUUAAACUUCUUCAAUUUCCUAAAGUGUUAUUGCAUUGUCCUCAUUUCAGUACCUUAUAAGCCUUAUAUACUUCAGCAUUCAUUCAUAUUGUUAUGAAAAGCUUGAGCUCUAAGCUAAUUUUAAGAUAAAACUAAUCUAAGAACCAUAAACUUUGUGUAAUAUAUGUAUGGUAUGGCAUUUCCAUUUUAAGCUUACAAUUCUGAGACUUUGAAGUCUGGUUUUAUCCUCUAAAAUCUAAAGACCACAUGAAAAUUAAAAUUAAAAACAAGAAACAUUAAAUCAUUUCUUCUCCUCCCUACCAUUGAUUUCAUUAUUUUUUGUUUUGUGUGGUCAAACAUUUUAGUAUUCCGAGUCUCUGAUUCAAUGUCACUUAAGACUUCCUUUAUUGAAGAUUGUCUUAUUUUGACUGUAUUUGUAAACUUUUAAUGACUUUAGAUAAUGUUAAUUUUUGGGGGAAUUGGUUUUAAUGCAAUUUUAUACAGACUUGAAAUAAUUACAUCCAGGUACUAGUUGGAUAUUCUGGUGAAACAAACCUUGGCUCAUACAUGGGGGCAAAGACUCGUCCCUCACUACAUUUGGGAUCCUUAAGAUCAAUCACAGUCCAAAUCUUGCAAGCUCUCAAAUACCUGCAUCAGAAAAAAAUUGUUCAUGGCAACUUAAAUGUAACUUACACUCAUUCCUUUUUUUAAAAAUGGCACUGCUGUUUCACAUAUGUUUAACAUAUUAUUGAGAAUUGAUUGAUUUAGUUUUUUUAUAGUAUAUAUUUGUUAUCUUGAACUAACACUUAUUUCAAGACUUAAUUUAAAAAUGCACACACACACAUUAUUACUAAAUAAUAAUCGACCAAAGUAUAAAAGAAUAAAAUAUAAAGGAUUACUCCAAUCAAUAUUGGUGUUUUGCCAUUGAUCAUAUCUUGCAAAAAUUAAGCUAUUCAGAUUUCUUCCAGUUGUCCAAUAUUCUAAUUGACGGUACAGGAAAAGUGCGUCUAGCAGCCUAUGGUCUUGAAAAGAAGUAAGUCUUAACUAAACAAAAAAAAUUGAAAAAAACAAAAAAAAAAACAACAUUUUUUUUUAAAAAUCAUGCUCUGAAGUGAUUACUAUGUUUUUAAAUACUUUUGUUAAAAUAGCAAUUUAGCUCUUUAAAAUAUGCUUCAUGAAUUAAGGGGAAUGUAGUCAAGAUAUUAAAUUUAUUUUGUCAUUUAAUUAAAAUAACAUUUUUAUUUAAUAUGCAAAGUUGUCUGUAUAGACUGUAAAGAAAAAAACUGGGGCUUUUAAAUUAUACAUGUGUUAAAAAACAAGCAUCAUUUUUUUUUAUAGAAUAUCAGCUCUCAAAGAUUCAAUGGAAAGGGAAAAAAAUGAUUUCUUGUGGAGAAAAAACAAAUCAGAGAGACAAGACCAGUUUCAUGAUAUUUUAUGCCUUGUGAGUUACAUCAGAAACUCAAAGCUUUACUCAUCUUAAUUAAGAAUAUUGUUUUUUCAAAUAAAUAAUUUUCACUAACUUAUUUGUAUGUGUUAUUUAUUACUUUGAAUGAGGUUAGGCAAGGGAAAUAAUAUCUUUUUUUUUUAUUUGCAACUCUUCUUUUUUAAGACCAUCACAACUUACUCGUUGACUUAAAACUUAUUAUUUAAUAAGCAGUCAUAUAUUUAAUAUUAUAUAUAUAUAUAUAAAGUUCAUGAACACAAGAUGUCAACUUUGCCUAUUAAGGUUUCCAACAAAAAUUCUGGAAAAAUAAUUUAUUACACUUAAAACAUUUCCUUCUUUUAGGGUCAAGUAUUGCUGUCCCUCAUUCCUGGUCUUCCUUGCAAGAAAUUUAUACCAGGAAUUCCUGCAAAACUCCCUGAAAACCUGAAAGAUUUCUUAAAUAAGUGAGGCCUAGAAUAAUGAGUUCAUCAUCUUUGCUUUAGCACAAAAGUUCAUUUGUAACAGAGUUAAACAGAUUAGCCCAUUGUUCUAAAAAUAAAUUAAGAUUUAAAGAAAAAUCAAAAUAAACAAUUAAAAACUGUUACAUUUUUAUUUUACCGCUGAUACAUAAGAGUAAAAGCCACAAGAUGACAAAUUUUAUGUUGUUGCUUUUUUUGGUAACCUGGCAAAAGUUUUAACUCAGGCACCUCACUAAAUAACAAUGAUCAGUUUAUUUAAAUUAGAUAAUUUUAUUUUGAUCUGAAUUUUUUAAAUUUUAUUUUCUUUUAUUUUUAAUUUUUAAAAUAAAUGUGGCUUUUCACAGGUGCCUGCAAAGGGAGAAAUUGGGCCAAAUUUCUGCCAAACAGUUACUUGGGCAUUGUUUUGUCAAGGAUCAUUUAAGAAAGUCAAUUUGUAGGGCUACAAGUAAAAAUUUUAAAAGGAAAAGGAUUUCUCCACUUUUGAAUGGUAAAUAAGUAAUAAAAGAUACAAUUAUUUUGUAACCAACAUUAAUUCUAUUUUAAUUAAUAUAAAUUUUUACAGGUUUGCAGCUUAAUAGCGAGCAGACUCAUUGUAUUAUCACUGUAUUUUUUUCUAUUUGAUCUCUCAGACUCCAAUAGCAUAUUCAGUGCAUGUCAAAAUUUAAUUAUUUUCAUUUCUGCUUAGAAUAGAUUUAAAUUUCCUCCUUGCCUUAACGAAAUAGAUAAAAUCUUGAUGCACAAAGCAGAAACAAGAAAGCUGGGUGAGCUGGAGAUACUCUCAAGUUUAGCUACCAACAGUCAAUCAAGAUUUGCAUCAGAGUUUGAACAGCUCAAAGUUUUGGGGAAAGGGGGAUUUGGAGAUGUAUUUAAGGUGGGUUUUACAAUGAAUAGAACAGUUUAAAGAAUCAGGGACUACAAUUUGUUAACUUAUGUAAUUUUAUUUAUUUACAUAGCCUUUUUUCUUUAAAAGUCUCAGUUCUUUAAUGGACUUGUGGUGCAUUCUGUAAAAAAAAAAAAAAAAAAAAAAAAAAGGAUGAAUUAAUUUUCCCUUUGAUAUAAAUGCCAAAGCUAUUCUUAACAAAAUGUUAAACAACUUUUUCAAUUGCUUUAUCAUUAUCUCACCUUCACAGCUGAAAAUAGCCUGUAUUUAAUGAAUUUUAAAAAUUAUGCUCAGGUAAGAAACAAGAUUGAUGGCGGUGUGUAUGCUAUUAAAAGAAUUUCCCUCAAUCCCAGGAGUAAAGUUUUAAAUGAGAAAAUAAUGAGAGAAGUAAAGCUUUUGUCUCAACUCAAACAUGAACAUGUAGUUAGGUAAUUAUAUUUCUCUUCAUAUUAUUACUUACAAAUUAUUUUUAAAAUAUAAUGACAUGAGCUGAAACAACUACCUAUUCAUAGUAGGCCUACAUUGUUAAAUAUUGUACAUGACCAUUGAGCAUACAUUGAGACAUGUUUAGGGUUGUUUUUAACUUGCUUUCAAGUAUAAAUGUUUUUACUUUUAAUAUUUUAUUAACUUUUUAAAAAUAAUUUUCAUCAUUUUAAAUUUUUUUCUGUGAAGGUAUUAUUGUUCCUGGAUUGAAAUCAGUGAAGAACAGAUAUCAUCAAAAGCAAUUUCAAUUUUUUCAUCCCCCAAAACUGAAAAGCCAGUAGUAGAUAAAACUGAAAGGGUCCCCCAUAUUGUGAGAAGCAUACCCCUAACAAGCCCUCCAGUAAUGUUUUGUGGACAGAUGUGUGCCAAUUCAGAUUUGUUAAAAUAUUUUGAGAAACUGGCACCAGAAGAUGAACCAGUGGAAUGGCUGAGCACAAAUGAUGAUACACAAGGUAAAUAUUGCAAUAAUGUCUGCACUGUAAUACAUUCAUAAAUCGAAUUAAUAAAAAUUCUAAUAAAUUAAAAAAUCCCAACUUAAUUAUAGAACACAGUUUUAAAGAUAAUCAGGUCUUUGCCCCUUUUUGGUAAUAAGAAGACAUAUAGCCUAUUUCUUGAGUAACGUUUAGUUUACUAAGAUAAAAAGCUCUCUUUUUAAAUGGCCAAAAAUCUACUAUUUAUUUUGAGUACUGAAAUACAUAAUUUUGAUCAAAUGCAGGUAUAUUUGCAGUGAAUCAAAAACAUGAAGUAUCAAGUGUCUCUCAUAAUUAUGAGAGUAUAGGACAUCCAGCCAUGUGAGGCUCAUAAGUUAAUAAUAGUCAAUUUGAAUCUAUUUUCUUUGCUGUGACUGUUACAUAAAUUUAAUUGACAAGCCAAAUUUCAUCUACAUUUGUGUGUUCCAGGCUUAAGAAACAUUAUUUUAAUAUAAUCUUAUCAAAGAUACCUCCGAAAUUCUUAAGUUCAUUUAUAGCCUGUUCAUCUUUUUUCAGAUGUAAAACCAACAUGAAUAGUAAAUCUUUAUCUAGUGUAAGUACACAUUUAAUUAAUCAUGAAUUUAUCAACAUUUUUUAAAUCUAAAUAGAUCAAAUGAAAUUCAAGGUUAACCUUUUUUUAAAUGCAUGGUAUUGUGUUUUGGAAAACAACAAUUGAUUUGCUUGAAGUUUGAAAAAAAAGACAAGGCUAAUAGCUCUUGCUUUUAAACAAGUUGCACACAUGCAGAAUAUGACAGCAAGAAUAUGUGAUUAUCUAAAAUAAUUUGAUGGAAGUUUUAUAUCAAGUGUUUUAAAACCAUUAAGAUUGAUGAAUCAAGUGAGACCUGUCAGCCAGGUGUACAUGAAGCUGAGGUCAAAGCAGAGCAAGUUGUCAAGAUAUUAUAUAUCCAGGUAAGUGCACAGGCAGGUUAUUCUCUCCCCCCUUACAACAUACUACUUUAUUUGUAAAGCUUCAUCAGUCCAGAUGAAAAUUUAAAAUAUUUAAAAUAAUAUUAUCUUUAAAUAGUGUUUCUUUUUUUAAAAUUUAUCCAACAAACAGAUGGAAUGUUGUGAAGAAAUCACACUAAGGCACACUAUUGAUAAAGGACUUUGCUCUAAUAUGAUUCGAGUGUGGAGAUUGUUUAAGGAAAUCAUUGAAGGGCUGGUCUACAUACAUGAAAAGGUUUGUAAUAGUUAAAAAUCUAAAUUUAAUAAUUGCAAAAAUUUAACAGUCAACUUGAUUGAUUGUAAAUUAGGUUUAAACACCUCAUUCUUUAAGAAUAAGUUGAUAUUGUUAUAAAAAGAAGAACUGCAAUUUAAGGGACUUAAUUUUCUAGGACAUAAUUCAUAGAGAUCUGAAACCUGUCAACAUUUUCCUGGAUUCUUAUGACCAUGUGAAGAUAGGAGAUUUUGGACUGGCUAGAACAGAUGUUUUAUCAAAGGUGAGAAGGAACUUAGAUUAAGUCUUUUUUUAAUUUAAAUUCUAAAUCAGAAUUAUCAACUUGCAAACAAUGGAGUUGAUAUGUCUAUCUAACCUAAUAAGCCUACACCUCACCCACUAUUUACGUCGAAAGAUGCCCAAAAAUGCAUAUGCAUUUAAUUAGUAAUUGUAAAUUUAUUGUUAUUCCAAAGUACUGGGCCAUAUAGUGCAUUUUUUACUGCUGCUGUUAUGCAGUCUUUUUUUUCUUAACAAAUUACCAUUAAAAGUGGCAAUUAAAAAAAUUUAAUUUAAAUGAAGCCUGUACGAUUAAUUUAAAAGAUGUCAAUAUCUGUUUUGAUAUGUGUGCUCAGGAUGGUUACUUGUCAGACAAGACUCUCCAGGCAUCAGAUCUUGAUCUCAGUUCUUCACAGUCUGAUGGUAGUGUUGGAGAUGGGAUUUUGACAGGAGCAGUGGGGACAGCCCAUUAUGUCAGUCCUGAGGUUAUGUUGGGUGUUGGGAAAGUUCAUUAUGAUCAGGUGGGUGCAUAUAAAAAACCAGACACAUGCCAACUUAAAAGACAGCAUUCAGUUAGAUGUAUUUUGAUUUUGUAAAAUUCUUCAUAAUUUAUAAGGUGAUAAUUAAUUGAGCAAAUUGACUCUUGAUUUUUGUGAAAAGUAAAUUUGAAAUAACAAACCAAGUUUGUUUAAGAUUAGACCUAAUCCAUUCUCAGUGUUACAAAGUAAUACAAACUAUCCCCAAACAUAAACUUUUUUUUCAGAAAAUAGAUAUGUAUAGUUUAGGGGUAAUUUUUUUUGAGAUGUGCUACAGAAGUUUGCCCACAGAACAUGAAAGAGGAAGUGUUCUCCAUAACAUAAGGCUGCCUUCAGUUCAGUUUCCUGAUGAUUUUGAUACAAAGUUGUUGAACCAUCAGGUACGCUUGUCUAAUUGUCUCAGGUGUAUUUAAUCUCUAAAAUUUAGAGCAGAGUCCUUCUGUUUUUCUCUGUCUCCAUCUGAAGGACUCUGCUACUGGUUCAUUUAACUUUAACUUAAAACCAAACAAACCAUGUUUGAUUUGAUUUUCCUUAGACUCAGAUUAUUCGCUGGCUGCUAACGCAUGACCCAAACCUGCGACCCACAUCCAAAGAACUGUUGAGUUCAAGCCUCCUUCCACCAAUCGUCAUUCAGGAGACAGAGUUGAGUGAGAUAUUACGGUUAGUCAUCUGUCAUCCUCAAUCUACAUCACACAGUCAUGUGCUGGAAGCACUUUUUAAACAGAAAAUAAUGCAAGAGCAAGAUGCUAUGUAUGAUCAUGAAACAAUUGAAGUAAGUCCUGUUAAUGAAACAUCAUACAGAAGCAUCUGAUUAACAAUGCAUAUGUUGAUAAUAUUACAAAUUAUUAAAUUUUUAAAUUUCUAAAUAAUUAUAUUUUUUUAAUGCAUCCACCAAAAUAAAGAUUUAAGGUUAAAUUUUAUAAGUUUAAAGAAGUUUUCCUCUAUUAGUAUUGAGCUAUUGUUUAUGAAACGGAGCAUUCACCACCCAAGACUGUCGUGGAAUGUGACCUAGGGCUUAGGCUACUAAAAAAUUUCAUGAAUGGCUGCUCCACGCCCACUUAGAUGAGAAAUCAAAAUUUGUGCUUUUUGUUUAAGUUCAAUAAUUUAUUUCUCGGAAACCCUAGGGUUUUUAUUAUGCUAUCAAUUAUAUCUUGCCGGAAAGGAGAUUUUAUUCUUUAUACCUUAGUAUAUUGCAAGUCGACAUCUUUAGACAGUAUUGUAUUAAGUAAUUAAGGGAGUUUUCACAUUCAGGCUCUUCUAUUUAAAAUAUCUCCAAGACCAUUUAUCUUAUAUAAAUAUAAGAGUGUAUCUUAGAUAGCUGAGAAUAAAUGUGAAAAGACACAUAUAAGUCUUUGGGGUUUUGGUCUGGGAUUUUGACUCUACUUUAGGUUGGAGUCUCCAGGGAUUAUUAAUUUACCAUAGUAAAUCCGCCACAAGUCAAGUAAUAGCUUGGUCUAUGUGUGAGGUGGUUGCUCUUUGGUACAUUUGAGUGACCUUAUUUAUAGUGAGUAUGCUAAUAGGUAUUGGUACUCAAAGUUUGAAUCAUAUCCCUAAAGUGCACCAUUGUUCACCAGCACUAUUUGGAUGCUUUGUAAGCUUUUUAAUAUAAUUAGACUUACUGCAAUGCGCUUUUGUCUUAAAAGGAGACGUCAAUGGACCGAUGCAUCAAGUAUGAAACUAACGGUUGUUAUAUGUUAUAAUAUUGUAGUAACUGUCCUGCUAUGUGUGCAUCUUACAUAGACACCGUACAUGGAUGACAGCACAAUAGUAAUUUCUAGACUUGUAUGUUAGCCUUCACUUCUCACACUGAUUCUAAAUGAAAGUAAGACAGUGUAACCCAGCCACAAGAUUUUUCUGGAAUCCUUUUUUUCUUAACCCUCCUUCUUAUAGAACAGUCCUGCAUAGCUCAAAAUGUAAGGCAGGCCGUAAUAUUUUAUGAAAAAUUUUUGCGGGCCAAAAGAACAUAGGAGAGGACUUGUGCUGGCCAAAAGAAAGUAGGAUGGGGGGAAUGAUAUUAAGAAAAUAAUAAGAAUAAAGAAUAUUUUUUUUCCAUGAGAAAAGAAAAGCAUUGGUUAGGUCUGAGUGGAAGGAAAUAGUGAAGCAGGCCAAAGCCCUACAUGGGCUGUAGUGCCACAGGGAUGGAUGGACAAAUUUUUUUGUUUCUUCACGGGCCGCAAAGUGGGUGAUGGCAGGCCACAUGUGCUUCGCUGGCCGUAUAUUGUGCAGGCCUCUUAUAGAACACUCUAGGAACAAAUAAAAGGCUAUAGUUCUCAGGACCUGCAUUUUUGUUGAGUUAUCCAAAUAUCCACUAAAAACUGUCAGAUGCCACUCACCACUCAGCUACACUAUUAUCCUUUAUAUAAAAAAAAAAGAAUAUAUCUGUGCAGUUUUUUUUAACAUUGCAUGAUGUAGGUUAUUGGACAAUUUCAGAAAUAAAAUGCAUUAGCCAAUCAAAAUGUUUCAAACAAAAAUUUAUGUAUAUAAAUUGAUCCUUAAAAUACUAUUAAGACAACCAGUUAAAAUAAUUGAAUGACCCAAGUUUCAAGUCACAAACCAAUGAUCAGAUUUUAUUUCUUUCCUCUUUUUAAAAUUUAGCAUUUUAUUUGAAUUCUCUAUACAAAUUGCAGUGCUUUGAGAAACAAUGACAUUUAAAAAAAAUAGAUGCAUGAAACCAUCUGAUUUGCUCCCAAAAUAUAUUUAUGUUUCUGAGAUACUUAAGGUUAACCUUAGUUUAUUUUCUCUAUUACAGAACAUUAUUUCAUGGAGGACAGCCAUUUUAUUUCAACAAAUUAAGUCAACUCUAACUACUGUCUUCACCAGACAUGGAGCCAUUUACAUUCCUCUGCCAUUGUUUAUGCCUAACUGCAGUGUGAUUGAUGAUAAUAAAGAUAUGGUCAAACUUAUGGACUGCAAAGGUGGAAUAGUUUCAGUACCUGUAGAUCAGAGAGUAAGUUAUUUUGUAACAUAUGUUGUAGCUUUAAAAUAGUUUUGAUUCUUGUGACUGCAAACCUUGUGUUUCAUGACUUGCAAAAUUAAAAAAACUCAAUAAUAAUAAGUCCAGUGUAUAACAUGUUUUAUUUAUUUAAGAUUCCAUUUGCUCGUUACAUUGGAAGAAGAAAUAUCCAAUCAAUGAAAAGAUUCGCAAUUGAAAAAGUAUUUACAGAAAAGAAAUGUCAAAAUGCCUCAAGCUGUGUCCACCCAAUGGAAGUUACGGAGUGUGCCUUUGACAUCAUUUCAUCAUCUGACAGGUGAGAUUAACUAUUAUUCUUGGUCAAGGUUUAAAUCUUGUUUGAGUUUCAUUCAUACAUUUUAAUAAUACAGGAGAAAUAAUUUAGGCCAAAGGGUUUUAAUAUGAAGUUUUGCCUAAUGACUUAAUAAAAUUACCGUAUUUUUUGGCGUGUAACACGCACUUUUUCUCCCCGAAAAUAGGGGGCAAAUCAUGUGUGCAUGUUAUAUGCCGAUAUAAUGUUUAGUUUUUUUACUGAAAUUUCCUUCUUAAAAUGAGGUGCGAGUUAUACAUGGGGGCGUGUUAUACGCCAAUAAAUACGGUAUUUGAAAUACUAACUUGAUUUUAUAUGGUGUUAACUAUAAUCAAAAUAUCUAAAAUCUAUUAAAGCUGCUUCCUCUCUUGUCAUAAAAGAUUUAUUUUUCUAUCACAGAUAAAAAUAAACUGAAAAAUGGAGUUCACUGCUGCUGAUUCAUAUCAGACAUUUUCAAUAAUUUACAAAAGACAACAUUCAACUGAAACUAUGGUUUUAAAUUAAAUAAACUCUUAUACUUGAGCGAUGAACAUCUCACUCCAAAGCCUAAUGAUAUGUUCUUUUUAAAUGGUUAUUUAAAUUGAUAUCUUUAUAACCAGACUCAUUGUCUUAUUCCUAAUUAGUUGAAAGUUUUCAAAAUGUCUACUGCAAGUGUUAUCCUUUCUCUAUUAAUACUGUGUAUCGAAUGCAAAUGCAAGGUGUUUAAAAAAAAACAUAAAUCUGAGAGCAGUGGUUUGAAUAAUUAAAAAAAAAAGAUGAGUCACACAAUCAAUUUUUUUUUUGCUAUUUAGAAAGUAUGUUAUAUAUUUGACAUACAAAAACCAAUAAUUUAUUUCAAAAGUAUUUCACUAUUAUUUAAAUCACAUAAGCCAUAUUUUUUCUAGUUUUUAAAAUUUCCUUUCAAGUAAUGAUUAACGAGUGAAAAUUAAUGAUUAGUGAGUGACAGCUGUCAGUUUUAUGUCUACAUUAUUGGAUAAUAGGGUUUCUUUUUACAGCUUGAUUCCAGACGCAGAAAUUCUCAUUGUGGUACAAGAAAUAAUUAACCACUAUCCUACACUUCAGGUAUAUAUGAUGAAAAGAUCAACAUAACUAUGAUUAAAGAUAUAAAAUUGACACUUUAAAAGAAAAUUGUAAUUAAAUCACUGUAUACCCAUACUAAAAUCAAACAUUAAUAAGCAAAAUAGUAAAAGAGUAAACACCAAAAUUUCCUAUAAAUUACUUGCACAUCUUGAGAAUAUGUUUCUUAUUUCAUAUUAUGAAUGAUCAAUAAAACAGUUUCAUUUUUUAUAUAUCUUACAAUGACUUGCUGAUUGUUUGAUCUCUAUCUAGGCUAGAGAUUUUUAUAUUUGCAUCAACCACAUGUCCCUUUUAAAAGCUGUGCUGUUAUUUUGUGGGAUCCCUGAAGAAUUGCACAUCAAGGCAUUGACAGCACUUGCAGAGUGUGUGAGUAAUUUCCCAUAUACCAGGUAGCUAAAACUUAAAGUCAUAAUUAAUUUAUUCAAUGUAAUUAACUACUUUGACUUUGACAUUUUUAUUCUUCAACACAGUGUGUCAGUGUCUGGUAGACAUAUGAAUAAAAACAUGUAAAAAUAAAAAGCUAAUAAAUAUAAUAUUACUGGUAUCAAUAUUUUUGCUUAAUAUUUUUCACAACUGCAAUGUUUUUUCUGGUAGUCAAGUAAAGCUAAGAAGUCAACAAUUUUAGAGAUGGAAUUGGGUAAAAAAAUGAGUGAACAGAUGGCAUCAAACUUAAAUGCUUUACUUGAGCUUGAAGGAACGUUAUGCAAAGUUACAACAAGCCUAACACUUCUCUCUAAAUCAUCGGUAAAUAAUACAAUUUUUGUUACCUCGUUCAUUUGUAUCAAGUUUUGACUGGGAUACGAUUUUAAAACCAUUAAAAAAAUCUUAAAUUUCUAUUUAUAGGUCAACCCUGCACACAUUUUUCAUUCAGGUGAUUUAGAGAUAGAAAUAAUUGAAAAAAAAAACAUGAACCAGUUGAGAUAAUUUUAAUUGUUGUUACUUUUUUUUUUAUCUUCUAGGCAAGAAAUCUCAACCAAUGGGGUUUAGAUGAUAUCGCAAAAAUUCUGUCUCAUGCAACAAGUUUGGGUCUUCAGUUGCAGGUGAUUAACACUUUUUAAAAUUUAUAUUUAUGUUUGGGGAAAAUGUAUACUAUGACUGCAUUUAUAAAUGCUGAUUUGGUUAGAUAAUUUUAGGGUUUUAACUUGUGCUUAAAAUUAUGUGCCAAAAUCAUCAAUGAACUAAGAUAUGCAAACAAUCAGUGCACUUCAAUUUUUUAAAAAUUUUUCAUUAGUUUAUAUCAUAAAUCUUGUGCAGUAAAUGAAAUGGGGGAAGACCAGAUCUUGGUAAAUAUUAGGGUGUAUUCCUUAUGAAUUAUUUUUAAGAAAGUCUUCAGUAAAAAUCAAACAGCAUAGUUCAGUCCACAACAGUUCCUCAUAGUCAUUUGUAAAAAAACAAAGUGAAUGGUGUGUUCCUAAUUUUUGCUCAUGGAGAUAAAAUGAGAAUAAAUGCACCAAAUACUUCACCUAGUUUCCUCAGAUUUUCUGUAUUUAAAAAAAAAUAAUUCUUUAUAGAUUGAAGUUUUCAAGAUUAAAACAAUUAUUUUUAAGUGCAUAAUGUAAAGAUUUUGAACAGAAAUGCAAACAUUUUUGAAGUUUUAAAUGAUUUGUUUUCCUGGGUGUGAGGUGGCAAUUGUUUUUAAAGUGGUGUGUCCUUUUUGUUUUCAAGUCACACAACUCUAAAACUCUUUUUAAAUCAAAACUAUUAGAAACUUGUUUUAAAUAUUUAAGAGGCUAAUCAAGACCUAAAGUUUCUUAUUUUCUUUCAACUGCUACAUUUCAUUUUUCCUCAAUUUGUCCAGACUUUUUAGUUUAUGUAGUACAACCAUUGAUCUUUAAUUGUGUUGUGUUACCGCAAAGAUUUAAAAAAAAAUUCACAGGUUAAAGUGUCCCUUGGUCUUAUCUACAAACCAUCUCUGUACUCAGGCGUAGUCUACCAAGUUUUAUCUGACAAAGGUACCAAAGUGAGAAGUUUGCCAAGUGAGACAUUGGCUGUUGGUGGUCGCUAUGAUCAAAUGGUUUGUCAUUAAUGAAAAUAGCUACAAAUAGACACAUUUAAAAGAAUGUCAUGUUAACUGAUUUGUUAAAAUUUGUUCCAUUAAUUCAAUUCACACUUCUUUCAUGUAUUAUUUUAAUAUCAUUGUCAUUAUUGUUUUAUUUUAUAACAUUAAUUGUUUCAGAAAUUUUACAUAAAAUAUAAAAACUCCAUGUCUGGAAUGAGAGAGGAACAAGAUACAUUAUUUAUAGGCUUCAUGAGCUGAAGCUUGCUGCAUCAAAGUUAUUGUCUGAAAGGGGUAUUUUAAAUCCUUUUUGACAAAAAUAAUAUAUUUUCUAUUUUUUAUUCAAAGAUCCAAAACUUUAUGCUUCCACAUCACUCAGAGACAUCUAAAGAUCCUCCUUGUGGUGUGGGCAUAAGUAUUUUAUUAGAAAAAAUGGCUUUUGUUGUUGCUGAGGAUGAACAGGUAAAAAAAAAUCAUAACAAAUGAUAAAUGUUUGUGAUUAUUAAAAUAAUAAUGGUUUAAUUUGCAAUGUAAGAUUGUUUUAAAAAAAAGAAAUAUGUAAAGAUAUGUUUAAAACCUUAUCUAGCAGAACCAUCAAUAAAAGCACUAAUACAAAUUUACAAGAUAUUUAAUUGCAGACAUUUUAAUUUGCUUCACUUAAAUAAUUUUAAAUAAAUUUAGUUUGAAAAGGCUGGUAUCAAAUUUUAGUUCUCUAUGAUUUAGGAAAGUUGAUUAAAAAUAUCUGGAGAUAUUGAAAUAAAACAGAUUGUAUGCUCAGUUAAAUAAAAAAAGAGAGAGUCCAUUCAUGUAUCUCUCAUGAUUAAACAGAUGUCAAAUAAUUUUAUUUUGUCAACUAUUAAAACAUUACAAUAUUUUUAAGGAAAGAAGGCAUUCAUCAUUUUUGUUUUAAAUUCUUGCCUAUAAAUAAAGCUCAAAACAAAGUUUCAGAAACUUUCACCUUGUGAUGUGGUUGUCUAUUCCAUGGGAGAUAAACUGAUGUUGAAGGAGAGGUUAUCAGUAGCUAAAGAGCUCUGGGCUGCAGGAUUCAGAACAGAUUUGAUGUUUGACAAAGUAGAGGUUAGUAUGACAAAGUAGUUCUCAUACAAAAUCUCUUUAUUCACUUCUAAAUAAACUAGGACUAAAAGAACUUUUGAUAUUGGUACAAAUAACUGUUUCUUGUAUUCAUUUCCUGAAUUUGGUUUCAGGACUUUACAGAACUUAUAAAAAAUUGUAUGUAUAAAGGCAUUUCUCAUGUUGUUGGUGUCAUCCAGUCCAACCCUAGCAUAGUGCAAGUGAGUAUUCAAACAUGAUAUUCAUCCUAACCACAUUCAUGGGUUGGUCAGUUUCUUUUCAAUGAUUACUGAACAUUUUUCUUAACCACUCAAGAAAUUUUUAUGAGCUGACAUUGAAUAAGAAUCAAAAUCAAAGUAAUAAUUUUUUUUAAAGUUAACCAUCUGUUCCACUGAUAUGCAUGCCAGAGAGAUGUGGUAAACCCAAGGUAAAAGGUUAACUUUUAUCUAGACAUCACCUACCUGGCAAUACUCCUUUAAGACUAAUUAAAGUUUACAGUACAGCCAUUCUCUCAAUCUAAUUGAAGGUUUGUUCACUUGAAAGUGAACCUAGAACAUCACGAACGAUGCUCACAGGUGACCUGGUGGAAUAUUUGCACAGCAAGCAGCCAUCUGGUCAUCUUGACCCACCAAGUCUUAACUUGUGGCAUGAUAUUUGUUCCAUGGAUACAUCCUGGACUGAUAUUUAAAGGGCUGGUCUACUCAACUGUUGUUAGGUUUAAGUUGGUAAUUAUUUACAUGUAAAUAAAUCAUUAAUGAGAUGAAGUUCUUGGCAUGUUUCUUUAAACAUUUUGCAGAAAUAAAACAGCCUUGACCUUAGUCAAUUAUGAGCUAAAUUUGAUAAUACUGAAUCAGUAAUGCAAUGAUUAGCUUCUAGGAGCUUGAUGAUGUAAAAUGUAAACUAAAAAUAUUGCAUGAAAUAGGGUUUUCUUCCUUUCUUAAUUAGUCAUUCACCAAACUAUUAUUGUAUUGAAUUAUUUGGUAGAAUUUUAGUCUUUCAUCAAACUGUUAUUGUAUGAAAUUAUUUGGUAGAAUGUAGUAGCAGAACUUUAGUCUUUCACAAAACUAUUAUUGUAUUCAAUUAUUUGGUAGAAUGUAGCGGUAGCACAUAAAAUCUUCCGGAGGACAUUGGCAAGAAUAUGCAAAUGAGAGAAUGUAAUUAUAUUUACAAGUUUUUUGUAUUAAUAAAAAUAAAGUUGUAUAAAUUUCAUUUGAAUUUUUCCAUUGUUAUUUAUUGACCAUUUACUAGGAUUAAAUUCUGCUGAAUUCAAUUGUCUGAACUAGCUGGUGAUUUCAGGGAGAUUUCUUUCUUACCGCCAUUUACUUCAGAUGUCACUAAUAAUCUAAUGCCACAAAGCCCAAGUCAUUUAUUUAUAUUCAACUCACAAAAACGUGUAACAUACAUUUCAUUCUUCCCCAUUAUACUAUUGAUAUCACCUCAAGAUUUCUUGAAACAAAAACAUUGAGACAGAUCAAGAAAAUAAACAAAUGCAAUAUUUGCAUAAAUUACUAUCUUUUAUACAUCAAUUUUCACAUUUCAAAAUAUCAACCCUGCCUUGUAAUAAUGAAGGCACAGACAAUACUUAUAAUAAAAUUUAUUUACUUUAAGACUAUGUUGGUAAGUCACAGAACUUGAUCUAGGAUUUCUCAGUUGACUGGGACUUGUAGAGUUAACCAACAGAAAAAGUCAAGUUAACUUUUCAUUUCAACGGCACAUCUUUUAAAGUUUGGAGUCAACACCGGAAUACUGGCUCAUAGAAGCUGAUAUUGAAGUAAGGAUAAAACAUGGAACAGAUUACACAUGGGUGGGGCAUAGGGAUCAAUAAUUAAUUCUUUCAUGGCUAAGGUGGGCAUUGUAGUGGCUAAUCCAGGGUAUGGAAAGAAGGGCAGAUGCCCUGGGCGCCACUUCCAGGGGGUGCUAAAAACUCUUUUUUUAAAAAAAAAGUGUAAGCGUCUCAUCUGGAAGCCCACGAGUUUCAUUUUGUUGACAGGGGUUAGGGCGCGCCACCCUAUAGCAAUAUAAAAAUUCACCACUAAUCAGCACCGCUUACAUUAAUUUUUUUUAAAGUUGCAAUUCAUAGUCUGGCCAGACAAAGUCAUACAAUUUUGUAACAGUACCCAGUACAUAUUUCCUAAUACCACAAAAAUCAUUGUUUCGAGUAUAUAUACUAUUCAAGUUGUUCUUGUUUCAAAAUAUGCUAUCGGCUUGAGCUUGAAUAUUUUAUUUAUUAUUUUUUUAAGAAAGAAGGCCACGAAAAGAUUAGAAAUAAAGUGGAGCUGAAGGGCGAAAGAAAUUUAGGAGAUCACUUUGAUGAGAAACGAGACGAGUGGGUCAGGGAGGAACAUUUUGAUUAAAUGGUUAGUAGUUUAGGGAAAGUGGGCGGUGAUUUUUUGGUGGCGUCCAAUUGUUGGUGAACUUUACCUUAUUUGAAUAAGUUAUGGAAGAUUGUUACAUAAAUAUGUUCAUUUUGUUGAGCAUACUUUGGUACAUGACUUAAUUCUUCCCCCACUGUGUAUAUCAUUAUCAUAUAAAUAGCCUGGUCAGGAAUAAAACAUUUCUAAGGAAUGUAAACCAGCAACCUGUACAGCACACAUGGGUAUUUUUAAAUAAAUUUAUAAGUAGCAAUUAUGCUAUAAACUGAAAUAUGAUUUUUGAAAAUGAAUGAAAUGCAUUAAUGUAUUAUUAACACUACAAAUCAACUGCUUUCUUCAUGUAACUAACUUAUGUACAUAUAUUCACAUUCGCUUGUUUUUAACAUAAUAUAAUAUGAAAACAAAUAUGUAACAGCAUAUGCAUGAGUUAACAUUUGGUUCACAUGUAUGUCUUGAAUAGUUGUUCUGUGACAUUAAUUGGAUUUUUUUGUCUCGUCAAUGUCUUGUGAAGCAUCACAGGUUUAAGCAUAUUGUGCUGCUCUAUUAACUAAUAAUUGCUUUUAAGAAGAUAGUUUAAAAUUUGUAAAACUUAUUAAACUUUCUCAAAGUAACAUGAAUG
Molecule: messenger RNA, 19985 nt
Organism: Lymnaea stagnalis (great pond snail)
Lineage: Eukaryota; Metazoa; Mollusca; Gastropoda; Lymnaeidae
Source: the annotation of a GenBank genome assembly